UGUAGCUCAGCCCGAAGCCAAACUCGUAGCGCGGCGUCACGUUGAGAGCGUCGAAUCGCCGGUAGUCCAAGUACACGCCCUCGGUAAAAUCGGACUGCGGAAAGUGCUGGAACUUGUGCGGGGCCAACGUUUUGUCCGCCCGCAGCAGGCCGCCGUAGUCGGCCUCGUCGCGCGCCACCGUGUACGGCAGCCGGCCGGACGGGUUCUCGUCGCCGUACAGCAGCGCCACCAGCGCGUCGCCGCUGUCCUGGCCGGGCAGGUGAGCAAACACGAUGGCCGUAACGUUGGGGUGGUCAGCAAAAGCGUCGACGAGGCGCGUGCCCGCGUUGUGGAAGACCACGAUGGUGUUGGCACACUGCGACGCCACCGCCAGCACCAGCUCGUCCGUGUACUUGUCUCGCACGUUGGGCCGGUCGGCGCCUUCUGUCGCCCACACGUUGCCCGCCACCACGCACGCCCCGGACGUCGCCAUCACCAUGGGCUUCUUGGAGUCAAAGUCCCAGAACAGCUGCGUGCGGUCCUUCUUGGCCCGCUGCAGGAAUGCGUCGUACGGGGCGCUAAACGUGGUCCACGCCGCCGCCCCUGAGCCGCCGCCAGAGAUGAGCGUUCCGUUGGGGGCGAUAUCGGACGCAGGCACCGCGAGACUGUCGAGCCAGUCGAGGCUGAUCUCAGUGAUGUUGGCCGACUGCGCGCCGAUGCUCCACGGGUGAAACAGGUUGCCGGGCAGGAUCUCCUCGCGGUUGUUGCGAUCGGGCGCACGCAUCGAGUAGCCAAACAGCGACAGCGUCUUGAGCCCCUUGAGAGGCAGCGCGCCCUUGUUCUUAACCAGGACGUGUCCCUCGACGGCCCCGUCCCACAGCGUCGACUCGGCUUUAGGGUCCCGCGCGUCCACAAUCUCGUGCGGCUGCGCCAGGUCCUUGGGCAUGCCGUGCCCUGGCGCGGGGUACCCCUCGUCCUGCCCCAUGCGGUACCACGACGCCACGAUGCGCGUCGCCAUGUUGUCCAGCUGCGCCGCCGGCACCGACCCGUUGGCCACGGCCUCCACCAGCAGCGACCCCCACUUGCCGUUGGCGUUGGGCAUGGCCACGUCCAGCCCGCCCAGCGCCGACGCCACGCCCGCCCGCUGCGCGCCCCAGUCGGACACGAUCCAACCCUGGAACCCGAGCUCGCCCUUGAGCAGCCCGUUUUGCGCCUUGCUGUUGUGGCACGCGUACGUGUUGUUGAGCCGGUUGAAGGAGCACAUGACGUUGCCCGUGCCCGCCCUCACCGCGUCCGCGAACGGCCACAGGUACAGCUCGUGCAGCGUGCGGUCGUCGACGUUGGAAGACACCGCCUCGGCCGUCGUCGGCUCGUGCCACAGCCGGUGCGUCUCUUGCUCCUGAGCGAUGAAGUGCUUGGCGCUGGUGAUGACGCCCUGGCCUUGUGUGCCGCGCACCGUCUCGUACACCAGCUGGCCGGUCAGGUACGGGUCGACCGAGUAGCCCUCCCAGUUGCGCCCGCCAGAUACCACGCGCCCUAUGGGGCCGAUCAAGGGGCCCAGAAGCACGUUGACGCCCUUCUUGCGCGCCUCGCCGCCCAUGAAGGUGCCGCGGGAGUGCGUCAGCUCGCGGUUCCAGCUGGCGCCCACGUGCAGCCCCGAAGGGUACGCGUUAACAAAGUCUGUACCGCGCACCCCGUUGCCCGCGUCCACCAGGCAUAGCCCGGGGAAGCCGAGCCUGGCGACGCCUGGCACGAAGCCGUUGCAGCCCGUGGACGAUGGCGCACCGGCCGUCAUGCUGACCUUUUCCUCGACGGUCAUCUGGGCCACGAGCUUCUUGGCCUUAGCCACCGCCUCGGCCCACGGUCCGGUCUCAUGGUUGUUGGCUAUAACGUUAGCGGACGACUGGGAGAUGCCGGGGCUGGGUACACCUCCCACUGCCCCCUGAGCCGAAACACUUACGCGUUGGGUAAACCGCCUCGGACUGGCCGUAAAAGUACGAGUCGUCCUUAAUAACGUCCUGGGCCGCGACGUACGCCAGGAAGGAGAGUAGUGAGAGCCUCAUGGUGCCGUCCGUUCGGUUACGCGAAUGCCACGUCUGGUGUCACAUCCGAUGCUACAUACCGACCGUCUGGUACACGUAUCUUUAUAGCAAAACAAACAGCCACUGUCCACCUCACCACGCUACCUUACGGGUAAUCGUCGGCUCGCGCAGUCGGGCCUUUUCCACCGCCGGACUAUGGGAGUAAGCCCAAAGCCCAGCGUCCCCAUAUGGUCCCCAUUGUGCUCUUUACAUGUUCCCCAUAAGUGCUCCUUUUGUUCCCCAUGCUUCCCCAUAUGUGUUCCCCGCGUGGGGCAGAACAAUUCUAUCGUCUCCGCAUAUCGCUUGGCAUUGCGGGGAACGGACACAUGACCACGAGGAAUUUGCGUGCUAACUGGGUUAUUUCCGCAUUGCGUUCGUGCUAAUCCACUGUUGGUCGCCGCGGUGCAGGUUUGCGUGGGCUGCUUUUCAGCUGGCCAAAGCAUCGGCACUUUUGUCGAAAGCUCGCAGCGUGAUUUUCGUGCUUCGGCUCGCAGCUCGCCCGAUUUUUUGCCGAAACGCUAAGCGGAAGGUUAAUGCGUAAAUGGUUAUCGUGCGGCGUAAAAGCGUAGCAAAAGCGAAAACGGUAGCUAGGAUGCGUUUGCAACGUGGAAUACAAAAACUUUGCUAGUAAAUAUGUCCGCGAAUUUUAAAAGCAGCGGCUUAAAGAGGAAAUUGCUUAAAUUUCUUCUUACAAGCAAGCUGUUAAGAGCACGGGCGAAACCGCCCGGCAGAAAGCGGGGGGCGUUAAAAAGACGGGCGAAACCGCCCGGCAAAAAAGGAAGAAGGGGGCGCUGGCAGCUAGCCGGGCACGAACCCUUCCGGGGAUAUGCCGGCGAGCUACCGGUAUCGCGGCCAAAGCAUAACGGCAAAGUUAAAAAGAUAAACACCUUUGGAAUUGCAAAAGAUAAACAACGCGUUAAAAACUUAAAGCAAACGCGUUUACUUAAUUUAAAAAAUCCAAAACAAAAGGUUACUUUUAAGCUUUCAUGCUUAAAAAAUUGGCAAUUUGGCAAAAUAUCGCCCAUUACAUUAGCAAUUACAAAUUUAUUUUCGAAAACGAAAAGGAACGUUACACAAUUAAAAAGCUUGCGGGAAAUACCGCUAUUAAAUAAAAGGAUUACAAAUCGUUUAAAACGUUCCGGAUUUGUUAGGAUUUGGUAA
Molecule: messenger RNA, 3221 nt
Organism: Gaeumannomyces tritici R3-111a-1
Lineage: Eukaryota; Fungi; Ascomycota; Sordariomycetes; Magnaporthales; Magnaporthaceae
Exons: 6
Coding region: 2694-3221 (175 amino acids)
Source: RefSeq, a predicted model, not a curated record